UCGUAUGCUAACAAUAAUUUGCGGUUGUGGAAUUAGCUGCCAAAUACCAACGUUAAUUCGACAAGUAGGCAUAAUGCCUUUCGUAAAACUUGGCCCAUUGCCUUCGCCACGUCAGUGUGUGUGUUGAGAAAGUGAACUGCAGCUCAGUAGCCCAGGCGUGAAAAUUAUUAGUAUGCAAUUGUUUUCAAAGUGAGCGGGCAAUUAAAGUUUCAGACUCGCUGACGAGUGACGUCUAAUGGUAGCUUGAUGGCUGCCUGAUGCAAGUCACGACAUAAAUUACUCGUCCAGGCAGUUAAACGACAUGAAAUAGAAAAGUCGGCAAUAGCGUUUGUGUAAAAAGUGCAAAAACGUCAGCUGAACCAACAGCGGAAUUCAAAGAACAACAACCAUAAUUGGAUCAAAAUCGAAGCACACGAAGUACAUUUCCAGCUAGAUGGAUACUUGUGAAUAAAGCAUUGGCAGCCAAGGACUGAGCAAACCUAGCACUGGGAAAAAUAUAAAAGUUAAUUAUACUUCAGACUCGCAUUUAAUGAGCCACUAGCUGUGUCUACACAUGGGACUUGGAACUCUCUACUCGAGACUCUUAACAAUGCCAACUAUAAAUGGCAACAGGCUGAAAUUUAUGCGAAAAGUUGCACAAAACAAUAUGCAAACAAAACAAGCCGAACUAGCCAUGCCAACAAAUCCAAUAAACAAAUGAAACAAAAACUAACACGAGGAACUGUUGAAAAAGAAAAAGACGAAAUCACUUAAGUCUGCAGGAAAACAUCUCACAAAGAGAUCCAAAGUCGCAGAUAACUUUAACUCCAGGCGCAUACCAAUUUUUGCGCCACGCCCAACGUAGGGCGUUGUAUCACAAGCUUGACGUAAGGAAUUAUUAUGUCAUAAAUAUGAAACUCACAAACGAUAUGCGCAUCGUUCUGCUCAUUUGCUGCUUACUACAAGGUUUCGCACUGGGCGUGCGCAUGGUCAAAGUCUCCAUACCCGCCUUCAAGAUGCGUGGGGAGUCGGCCUUUAUGGAAUGCCAAUACGAGCUAAAUCGGACGCACGGACCACAAAUAAUUAGCAGCGGACAUCGAGUUCGCGAUCGCUUCUCACAUGGCGGAGGCGAUCCACACGACGUGGAUACGGACUUUGACCGGCAGCCGCAUCGUCGUACGCAUCAAGGACAGCGGCAGUAUCAACAGCGUCGACAGCAGCAUCAGCCAUUGGCACUGAGGCAAUAUCAAAGUCAAACGGACAGACACCAUCCGCCGCUGCCCGAGAAGUCGCCGUACGGCCACAGUGUUUAUCGGGGCAGUGCAGCAUCAGGUUAUCUGGGGAGUCGUGUGGGCGCCAGUGUUCACAAUGGAGGCGGGGGCAGCGGUAACAGUGUCAGCAGCAGUGGCACCGCAAGCGCUUCCAUUUCCUACAUACCCGACUUUGGACGGGAAGAUGGAUAUGAUGAGAGCGAAGAGGACGAAGAGCCUCAGGAGGAAGGCGAGGAGCUGUACGCCAUUAAAUGGUACAAAGACAACGAGGAGUUCUAUCGCUAUGUGCCAAAGGCGCGUCCGGCCAAGACCAGCUACCGCGUUGAAGGCGUGCGCGUGAUUGAGGAGCUGUCGGAUGCUAGCCGCGUGCUGCUGCGUGGUCUGACCCUCAACUCAACCGGCCUCUACCGCUGUGAAAUCUCCGCCGAGGCGCCAAAUUUCUCUUCAGUGCAAGGCGAAGGUCGCCUGGACAUUGUCUUUUUACCGCGCGACGGGCCCCACAUUAGGGGGCAGCAACAUCAGUAUCAAAUCGGUGAAUAUUUAACUUUAAACUGCACAUCGGGGAAAUCACACCCAGCAUCGCAUUUACAGUGGUUCAUCAAUGAGCAACCGAUACUAGAAGAGCAGUACCUUCACAAAUACAACGAUAUUGUGCAUAAACACGGACUAAUCACCUCGAUACUGGGCCUGCAGCUGGAGUUGGAGCCACGACACUUUCAUGACGGCGAAAUGCGCGUCAAGUGCCUGGCUAGCAUAUCGCCUGUGCUGUGGAAAGGCGGCAGGGAAAGCAUUCUACAGCGCCGUCCUGGCAUUAUUGACAAUCGCGAGACCAUGCUGCUGGUGCGUAGUUCGGCUGGCCAAGUUGAGAGCAAUUUACUGCGCUUGCUGACUAUUACCAUCAUCCUGGCGCGCAUUGGUCAGUGGCUGCUCAAGCCCGAGCUGACCUAAAGUGACUUGAGAGUGGAGUUUAGGGCGGAUGCAUGAUUUUCAAUUCAAUUCAAUUCAAUUGCAAUUGCAAUUGCAAAGCAUAAAUGGUGAUUUUGUAUACUUAAAGUGUAAAAUCUUUAGUUCUAAGCGAUAACCGACAACAGGAAACUCCCCGGCAACCACUCAAAUCGAUGGCCCAAUCAGUAAAAGUAAGUGUCUGUAUGUUAGUACUAAAGUGUAUGUGUGCUAGUACUAAAAAAAGCAAAGAUGAAUUACAGACAUACCCACGCACAGGUACAUACAGAUUAUAUUUAUAAAGAGCCAUUUUUAAAUUGAAACGCAUCGUAACUUUAGACAAAAUGUGGUAAAUCUAGUGCAAAUAUCAUGUCUCCCUCACACAUACAAGCGUAAAGUUUUCACUUUGCGUGCAAAUGCAUAUCUAUCCUUAACUGUUAACUUUUAGACGAGAGGAAAAUGGCAGACGGUGAAAGAGGAGUACUACGAACACCGUACAAAAAUAGUUAUUUAAAUGUUUGCUUCAAGUGAGUCUCUGGCAAAACGAAAUCCAAUUAAAAGCAUUUUUGCUUGACAAUUCUAACAUCCCAAACCUUUCACACAGUAAACGGAUAGUUGAGCUUAGUUUCUGUGUAAGUAAUUUAAUGAAACCAAAGCGAAAUUCAAGCCUCAAAUUUACCACACACACCCUUACAUACAGAUAACAUUUGCUUUAGGAAUGUCAUUUGCGUCAUUUUCAGUUUGAAGAAAGACAGCAUUUAUAUUUACUUAAAAAUAAUUUGUUUAAUUUUAACAGUUUAAAUUUAAAACAGUAUCAAAUUUAAAACUGUAUCAAAGGGUUUUAAACUCUACUAUUUCAAGUUUACUAAAUUCAUAUUAUUUUUGUAAAUUCUUUUAAUA
This is a messenger RNA of Drosophila novamexicana, 3092 nucleotides long. RefSeq lists its product as uncharacterized. The record is from RefSeq and is a predicted model, not a curated record. Bases 891 to 2198 code for a protein of 435 amino acids. The transcript has 7 exons. NCBI's taxonomy places the organism in Eukaryota, Metazoa, Arthropoda, Insecta, Diptera, Drosophilidae.